UGAGGCCGCAUUCGUUUUCCUUCCAGACUCCUGUUGUGAUACCUAACAAUGUCAUGCCAAUAUUUUGGCGGAUGGUUGGCUUGCUAUGACACGGGCUGCUCUCUCUUCACCAGGAUUGCCCAAGCUCAACGGCUAAUCCCGCGCUCUAACCGGGCGACAUCCCCAUCCCAUCCCGUCACCCAUAUCCAUAUCCAUUCCAUCCUUCGUUUCAUCAAUCUUCCCCCCUCCUUCUCUCCCCCCCGCCUGCCCUUCCGUUCCUGCCCUUUACCCCCGCUCGGAAAGAAAAAUACGUUCACUCAUAGCUUUACUCUACAGUAUCAUACCAUCACGCAGCCUGUGAUACCACAGCUCUCACUUACCCCUCAAGCCAUCUACUAGUCAAUUAAUAACCUACCUUAAGGGGAAAUUCUUCACACUCUCGCACCUAUCGUAACAUCGCGACUUCCCUACCACCUCACAAUACUUCCACCCCAAGUAGGGUAACUUCGCUACCCCCUCCUCCAUCCCCCCACAACAAGUCCCUCCAUCCCCCCACCCUCUUCUCCCCUCAAUCUAACCCUCCACUAUCCUCCCAACCAACAAUGUCCGACGACGGCUACUCAGACACAUACUCAGACGACUUUGCCCCCUACGAUGACUAUUACGAGGAUGACGACCUAGCAGCCCUAGUAGACGCCAUGGCCGAAACAGCUUUCGCUCAGGGUGACCCUAUAUGGGAUGACUUCGACGUGGAUUACGAUACGACAGAGUACCAUUCCGACUGGGAGGAGUAUUAUUCCGACGGAGAGUUUUAUGAGGAGGAGGUUGUUGUUCCAAAUAUGGCUGGUGGUGGUGGAAAGGGUGGUGGGGUGGACGGGAAGAAAAGUGAGGUUGUGGGAACCGGGGUGGUGGAGAGGGGAAGAGGGGGAGGACCAAGAGCAGGGAGGAGAAUGCCGCCGAGGAAGAGAAGGAAGAUUGAAGAGAAAGGGGUUGGGGUUGUAGGGGUUAGCGUUGGGGCUACGGUGAUGGGGACGGGAGAGGAUGAAGCGGAGGACGGGGGAAGGAAAGAGCGACCCACAGGAGCAAAUCCUAUCACUGCCACCGAGGGUAAGAAAAACACUACCGUCAUCGUACCCGUAGCCAAGGAGGAAAAGAGGAACGGUACAGUCAUCGUUGGGAAGGAAAAGGAUGGUCCCGCAAAGGCCGAGCAAGGUGCGGGGGCGCCAAAGCUCGACACUAGAAAGCGGAAACCCUCCGUUGAUGGGAAUGAGAUCCUUUCAAUUGAUUGAUUUCCUGAUUACUUGCUUGCUCUAUUCACCGUUUUCCAUACCAUGUCUGCUUCUGACAACACUUUCUUUCCUCCGUUCCCUUUCUCUAUUACCCAUUGUCUAGCUAUCUGGUCAGUUGGGCCUUGUCCUGUUUUCCACCGGUAGUGAGGAGUCUCUUUUGUCCAUUUCCCCCGUGGCUUUUUCGUUCGCAGUUUUUUAUUCUUCUUUUCAUUAGCUACUCUUAAUGCCCUUGCCCGCAGCGGGCGGGCGCGCGAAAUGGAAUAAGUUAGAGAUUGGAGGUAUGGGGUUGGCUGUGUUAGAGCAAUUGGAGUCUCUCUCUCUCUCUCUCUUUUUUUCCUCUUUUCUCUUUUCCCCCACUUCGUUCGUUGGGUUGGCUAGUGAUGCGAUUUGGGGAUGCCAUCUACUCCGCAGCUACUACGAUUUGAAAUAUAUUGUGGUGCUAUCUAUGCUAAGUAGGCUUUGUCGGUUGGGUACUUUUAGUGGUGGGCUAGAUAAUUCUGGCUUGGGAAUUCCGG
Messenger RNA from Tuber melanosporum (Perigord truffle), 1783 nucleotides. RefSeq lists its product as uncharacterized. Lineage: Eukaryota; Fungi; Ascomycota; Pezizomycetes; Pezizales; Tuberaceae. The record is from RefSeq and is a predicted model, not a curated record. The coding region runs from base 582 to 1268 and encodes 228 amino acids. The transcript is spliced from 2 exons.